Messenger RNA from Cydia fagiglandana, 6285 nucleotides. RefSeq names its product putative helicase mov-10-B.1. Bases 131 to 3376 code for a protein of 1081 amino acids. The record is from RefSeq and is a predicted model, not a curated record. Gene Ontology annotation, molecular function: RNA binding; 5'-3' RNA helicase activity. Gene Ontology annotation, biological process: regulatory ncRNA-mediated post-transcriptional gene silencing. The transcript is spliced from 22 exons. Gene Ontology annotation, cellular component: cytosol; P granule. NCBI's taxonomy places the organism in Eukaryota, Metazoa, Arthropoda, Insecta, Lepidoptera, Tortricidae.
UGCGAAGUUUCGUCAAGAAAAUAAUUAAAUAUUUUAAAGGUUUUUAUUUGUACAGUUUGUGCAUAUAUCUCAGUUGAUCCGAUUUAUAGAAUCCUUCUUCUUAUGUAAAAACUUCUUAUCGGUGGGGAUCAUGCAGGACUCCCAGUACUGCGACUACUGCGGCGUCGUGGACGAGGUGUACGAGGAGCACUCGGAGCUCGACCACGAGGACACGCCCAAGCACAUCUGCAACCGGAUACUGCACCAGUACAAGCACAAGAAGAAGGAGUUCAGCCGGAACAGGGAUGGCGUGAUCAUACUCGGGGCGGCGAACAGCCUCCCGCUUGCUGGCUCCGACGCCAGGGUCAUCAAGGAACCCCCCACUGACCACCACAAAGUCCGGAUAUUCGCGAAACCCAACCAAGAGGUGGAGUUUUUCUUCACGAUAACCAACGACAUGAAGAGUGAAGAUCUCCUGGUGGUUGGGAUUCAACUGGCGCACCCACAACCGCAUUUUGUCAUGUGCGACCAUGACUUUAUAUUUGGACAGGAUCCGCAUGUUUUGGAACCUAGUGAGACCAACGACAUGAAGAGCGAAGAUCUCCUGGUGGUUGGGAUUCAACUGGCGCACCCUCAACCGCAUUUUGUCAUGUGCGACCAUGACUUUAUAUUUGGACAGGAUCCGCAUCUUUUGGAGCCUAAGUCCACAAUCGAUACUAUAUCCAUAACUUUCGUGGGCGCGGACGUGGGCCAGUACGAGAUGCCCAUCAUGUUCACCUUCGUUAGAAAUAGCGAUGGCAAGAGCCUCAUCUUCGUCAGGGAAAUGGUCGUUCUGGUGGCGAGUGAACGGCCGCAGAAGUUUAAUGCCAAGAGUCCCUACUCUAACCUGGACUGGACCCAUGCAGAGCGCUUCGUCGUAUCCACAGAUCACGUGCCAUAUAACAACUUGUACAAAAUCCCUAAGCUGCUUAAAAUCUUGCUGCCCGCCGGUUUGGACGAAGACGCCCUGGAGAAGAUUGAGGGCCCUCUGGAGUUCAAACUGCAAUUGAGGAACGUAUUGCUGACUACUAGGACCAUUUUUGAUGAAGGAAUAAGCAAAGCCAACUACAUGCUUUACUUCCACCAUCUGCUCUGGUGGGAGGAGAUCAUUGCUAGAAUCAAUUUAAGGAAAUACAAUAUGACUGCUGUUACUCUAGAGAAGAAGGGUGAACUUUACCUGCUCGAAGUGCCCGGGCUGGCUGAGAACCGCCCUUCCCUAUUACGUGGUGAUAAAGUAUACAUAAAGCUACAUAAUAACAACGAUAUUAUAUUCGAGAGCGUUAUAAAAGAUAUGGAAGAAAGUACUAUUCACAUCGGGAACAUUGAUGAAAGCUUCAACGCGUACUACACCCCAGAGACUAUGUUCGACAUCCGUUUCAUGAUGUCUCGAGUGCCGCACGAGCGUGCGCAUGUCGCUGUAGCUAACGUUUUUGAGAGGAAGCAGGACAGCAGAUUGUUCCCCGAGCCGAGGAAAAAGGAUGUCAAGCUUAAACCGAUCUAUAAAUGGUACAACCCCCUGAUCAAGAACAACGAAGAGCAACGGCUGGCCGUGCAGCACAUACUGUCGGGGACUUCCCGCCGCGCGCCCUACAUGGUGUACGGGCCGCCCGGCACCGGCAAGACCAUGACCAUCGUCGAGGCCAUCAUACAGAUAGUCCUAUACAGCUCGAAGAACCGCGUGAUGGUGUGCACGGAUUCCAACAUGGCGGCCGACCACAUCGCGCUCAUGCUUCUCAAAUAUAACAAGGAGCUUAACAUUAACAAUUUCAUCCUGCGCGCUAACUCUCAGUCUAGGGUUUGGAGCGUGAUGCCAUCAGAACUAGCACCCGUGUCCAACGGCACUAAAUACGAGAAUUCGUACUCCGUCAGCAACUACGCCUUGUCCUCCUAUCGCGUCGUUGUCACCACUCUGCUGCACGCUGCUAAAUAUGGCACUCCCCGCGCGCAGGCUCAACACAAGCUGCAGAUGUCGCACCUGUUCAUCGACGAGGCGGCGCAGGCGUCGGAGCCCGCCACGCUGGUGCCGGUGACGGGGCUGCUGGCGCCGGCGGGCAUGCUGGUGCUGGCCGGCGACCCCAUGCAGCUCGGGCCCGUGUGUAUCAGCCGCGACGCCAAGGACCGCGGGCUGGGUAAAUCGCUGAUGGAACGCCUGAAGACCGACUACGCGAACCUGUACGAGUCGGACCCCAACUACAUCACCAUGCUGGUGAAGAACUUCCGGAACGACCCCGACAUCCUCGCCCUGCCCAACAACAUGUUCUACGACGACAACCUGGUGCCCUUGGCUCCAGUGGACCCGCUGAGCCGGCGCAGCGUCCUCGGGCUGCCGGGCGGCGAGCGCGCGGUGGUGUUCCACGCCGUCAACUCCCGGGAGCAGAGGAUGGGCAAAGCCCCCAGCUUCUUCAACGAAAAGGAGUUGGACAUGCUGAAGAGAUACACGAAGGCUCUGAUAGAACAGCACAACGUCAAGCCGGUGGACAUCGGCGUCAUCGCUCCCUACAUCAGACAGGUGUACAAGAUGAAAUCGUGGCUCAUGAGCUCGGGCUACGAUGAGAUCGAAGUCGGCACCGUCGAAGCGUUCCAAGGAAAGGAGAAACGAGUCAUACUCGUGUCCACCGUGCGCGCCAACUGCCGGCUCCUAGACUACGAUGCCAAAUACGGGCUCGGCUUCCUAGUGGACGACAAGAGAUUCAACGUGACCCUAACCCGAGCCAAAUCCAAGCUGGUGAUCAUCGGCAACCCGAGCUGCCUGACCCGCGACAAGAAAUGGCGCCGCUACAUGACCCAUUGCAAGGAGCUCAACUGCUACUUCGGCCACGAGUGCGAGCAGAUAGAGAGGACCUCUAAGAUCCUCAAUGAGGUAACAACUAACUCAACUUUAACCCGAGUAACCCGAGACAAGAAAUGGCGCCGCUACAGGACCCACUGCAAGGAGCUCAACUGCUACUUCGGCCACGAGUGCAAGCAGAUUGAGAGGACCUUUAAGAUCCUCAAUGAGGUAAUAUCUAACUCAAUUUUAACCCGAGUAACCCGAGACAAGAAAUGGCGCCGCUACAGGACCCACUGCAAGGACCUUAACUGCUACUUCGGCCACGAGUGCGAGCAGAUAGAGAGGACCUCUAAGAUCCUCAAUGAGGUAACAACUAACUCAACUUUAACCCGAGAAACCCGAGACAAGAAAUGGCGCCGCUACAUGACCCACUGCAAGGAGCUCAACUGCUACUUCGGCCACGAGUGCGAGCAGAUAGAGAGGACCUCUAAGAUCCUCAAUGAGGUCGCGAUAACAAGGUUCAACAGGUGUCGCAUAUCAGAGCAGCUGAAACCGAAGCCCAAAGAUGAGAAGGAAAAGAAGCAGUAAGAUUAAGGUUAAGGUAGACUCCGGGAUAGUUAAGUGAGGGGGGAGGGGGGACAUGGGUGGAAAAGAAAGUUAUUGUAUGCCUUAUUUCAGUGAGAUAAGGUUCAUUGUUGUGUACUGAUUGUUACAGACAGAGAUUAUUUAUAGUUCGUUUUUUUAGCAUUAGAAAAUAAGGUAAACAAUUUUAAUGUGUCUUUUAAUUGGAAAACACGUUUUAAAAAUUAGUCACGCCAAAUAUGUAACAAUUAUGAAUCUAAUACGAUCAUUUAUAUCCUUCUGCUUUCCUAACUAAGAGUUACAAAUUUUUAAAAUGUCAUGUCAAGAUCGCUUACCUUCUUUCUAAUGGUAAAAAAAACGAACUAUACAUUGUUACACAUAGACACAAAGUAAAAAAAAAACCAUUUUACUGUUUUGUUAUUCUUAUGAAUCCUUGUGCACCAUAAUUAAAAAAAUUAUUUGGUUUUACAAGAUUCUUAAAUUCCAUUGUUAAGUAUAUUUUGAUACGAAUAGACACGUUAAAAUUUACAUAAUUGUUGUUUGUUAUGCGAACUUUAGUGAGAUUAUUCCGGAGUCAUUAUUAUAAGUCCUAGUAUUAGAGAGUUUCAAAUAGAUUGUUAAGUUUAAUGUUUGUUUAAUUUUGGGGUUUGAAUGGCAAGGGCAGGAUGAUAUUGUCUGUUAAUCUAAAACUAAAACUUAUAAACACAAGUUAUAUACUUAAACCACUAUAUUGUAAGUCCAUUGAUUGCCAUUCAUAAAUAUGAUUUUUAUUUUAGGACGGCAUCUCUAGACGUUAAAAAUAGUGUUUAAACACUUUUAACCUAUCCACACUUUCAUUGCUAUGUUCCAUUUGUUUAAAACUGUGAUAUUGCCAAUGUUUAUAAGUGUUACUUAGUAUGCAAAAUGUAUCUGUAUGAUGGUUGCUCUUUUAUCUUAGUGUCACGAGUGAUUCUACAUAAAAUUAGCGACCACAAUGAUAGACUAUGAAAGCGAAACCAUUCUAUACCUCGUUUAACGAUCUUGAUGUGUCUUUUAGUUGAAAAACACAUUUUAAAAAUAAGUUACGGCAAAUAUGUAACAAUUAUGAAUCUAAUACGAUCAUUUAUAUUCUUCUGCUUUCAUAAGUAAUAGUUUUUAGUUUUUAAAAAGCGUUUUUCAAUUAAAAGACAUGCCAAGAUCGCUUACCUUCUUGCAAGUUCUUUCUAAUGCUAAAAAAACGAACUAUAGGCCCGCAAAUCACUUUAGUAAAUAAUUACAAGACUUUGUAGUUAACAAUAUUUAUAGUUUUGUUAAAAACUGUAAUUUAUUGAUUGAUACAAAGUCUCGUCAGUAUCUUUAUUAACUAAUUACAUUAAUUACUCAUUAAACAUCCUUGACAAAUAUAAUUAACUUUCCAAUACUUGACCUUUGACCCGUUAUACUUAGCAUAUCUGUCAAAACAUAAUUAUUUUUAUGUUUCACUUAUGUUAUUAAUCUAAAGCAGUUGUCGACAGUUUAUCCUGCCAUUACGCCAUUUGCCAAAGUCCUAUUGCCAUAGUAUCGUCAAGGUUAUAUCGUCCUGAGGCCAAGCCAUACAAAUGAAAAACCCAUAAUUUGCCAAAUUUGAACCUUUAGUGCAGGGAAUAGAGUUGAUAUUUGGUUUAGUUUGAAAAUUUAAAGAAACGAAACAAAUGCAACUCUGUUCCAAUUGAAUAUGAUUUAAAUUUCAUCUAACUGAAUAAGUACUUUAGGUAGGACCAUGGGCCUUAGGAGGAUAUUUCCGAUUGAGACGAUUGCAGAAGAGACUGCAUUUUUGUACGAAAAGAAAAGUAGUUUUAAGCAUACGUACAAUAAUUGUUUGUUAUAAUAUAAGUGUGUGCUAAAUGGAUGCGCAAAUGUUACCUUUAUUCGUUACUAUGUAUCAUUCAUUAGCUAUCAUAAAAGAACAACAACUAUACUUUGUUAUUUCUAUUCUUGUUUCAUACUCAAAUCUCUAUUACUUGAGUUUGUUAAUGAUAUUUUCUAAGUUACUUUUUGAGAUUUUAUAAACCUUUUCUUCGUAAUCCCUAUUAUCAUAAGACAUAUACACUGUUCUUUUUAUUUAUAUUUAUAUCAUAAUCAAUAUUCUAAACAAGUAUGUAAGUAUACUCACAUAGUUUAGUUACUAUUCGACAGUGAUAAAGCGUCUAUAGGCCCAGAGCGCCUACCGCGACCCACCUUCGACGCGUUGCCUCUCUGUCGCACUUAUAAAUUCGUACGUAAGUGUGACAGGGAGGCAACGGGUCGACCGUGGUUCGCGAUAGGCCCUGAGAUUUCCAUUAUUUUGAGAGUACAUACCUACUGGUUUCAAAGGAAGAGCAUGCUAAAUUAACGUUAUCUUUCCUAACAAAAAAGUUUCACGCGCUAAAAUAAAAUGAAAAUUAAUAUCUAAAUCAUUAAUCCAAAAUCUGUAUUGUCAAUUCUCUUUUGUUUUACUUAUCUAUUGUAUUUCUCUUGAGAACUUUUCUUAUAAUUUUGCACCUGACAGCUGUAGGAACUAGGCUAAAUAAUCUUUACAGAUAUAGUGCAUAUUGUGCAUAAUUAUUUUCCGUCGUAUAAGACGGAAACUUACGAACGUGUCUUGCUAUUUCAGUCAGUCUCGGUACAAAAAGUACUGAGGUUAAAUUGACGGAAGUAGCAUGACAAAUACGAACGUUUCCGUGAAAAUACGAUGGAAAACAAUUUGAACUCAUUGAAGGAAAAUGGAGAUUUUUUAAAAGUUUGAUGCACUACAACUAUUAUGAUGUCUGUGAUGACCUUAAAAUUAGUGUUAGGUCGUUUAGUGGUAAAAUGAAUAUUUUUUGAUGUUUUUAUUAAUCAUUCCUACCGGGCAUGAAGGCCAUUUCAUAUAAUAAAGAAAUGUUUGUAGAGUUAUUUGGCGAAGAAAGAUGGAACAA